UACUUGGCUGGUGAUAUGGUGGAGGAGGACAGGGAGCUGUUCCAGGAGGCCAUCAGUGGUUUCGAGGUCUUGGUCUUCGGCCCGCUGCUGCCGUGGGGAGAGUUUUGCCGCGAGUUGCGUGCCUGGUUGCAGGAUACUGGUCAGGUCCCCGUUCAGGGAAAACUCGCGAGCAGCCCCCGCGAGAGACGGUUGAGCAGGCGGCUGAGACUGGCGAAGCGGCAGUACUUGGCAGGUGAUAUGGCGGAGGAGGACAGGGAGCAGUUCCAGGAGGCCAUCAGUUGGUUUCGAGGUCUUGGUCUUCGGCCGGCUGCUGCCGUGGGGAGAGUUUUGCCGCGACUUGCGUGCCUGGUUGCUGGAUGAGGACAGGGAGCUGUUCCAGGAGGCCAUCAGUGGUUUCGAGUUGCGUGCUUGGUUGCUGGAUACUGGUCAGGCCCCCGUGCCGGGAAAACUCGCGAGCAGCCCCCACGAGAGAGGGUUGAGCAGGCGGCUGAGUCUGGCGAAGCGGGAGUACUUGGCAGGUGAUAUGGCG
Prorocentrum cordatum is the source of this 529-nucleotide messenger RNA. Lineage: Eukaryota; Dinophyceae; Prorocentrales; Prorocentraceae. The record is from the annotation of a GenBank genome assembly.